GGCGCAGCUGACAGAAGCCGGAAGUAGACUGGAGUGAACCCUCUGAGUUCUGUGCACUCUUGGUCAGAAGUUGUCCUACACGCACGCAGAUGUCAGCGGAGUUUCUCCAUCUGUCAGUCCGGGAGCUGCAGGGAGUUUGAUGGGGGACAGAGACACUAGACACGGGAGCCAUGAUAUUCUGACGACCGCCCCCAGUCAAGCGACCUCCGGUGUACACUUCACCCGACACCGAGCCGCCGCCACCUUCGCACCGUUAUACCUGUUAGCUGCUUUUCUGACAACCACCGGGAACAACACCCACCGCGGGGGAACCAACCAUGCUAACCUCGGCUAGCCGCCGCUGCCACACGUAGCUAUGUUGUCAGUGCUAAACUUUAAACCACCAGCGGUAAGAGCGGGAAUCUCCUUGUGAGCGGACACUUUGAGUUUGUAAAGCUGUUUUUUUUAAAAAAAAGCUAGCGGCAGUUUAGUUUCCCUCCCUCCGGUGCUUGCGAGCGAGUGUGUCGGGUAAAAAAUGGGACUACACCCGCUGGAGUUCAGUGAGUGCUAUCUGGACAGCCCCUGCUUCAGGGACAAAAUCAAAGCUCACGAGGCAGAGCUGGACAAAACCAACAGGUUCAUCAAGGAGCUCUACAAGGAUGGAAAGAACCUCAUCAGUGCAACUAAACAGCUUGGGAUGGCACAGAGAAAAUUUGCCCAGUGCCUGGGAGAGUUUCAGUUUGAGUACAUCGGAGAUGCAAAGACAGACGAUGAGAAAUGUAUUGAUGAGUCUUUGCAAGAGUUCUCCGUAUUCCUUAAGAACCUAGAAGACCAAAGAGAGCUGAUGAUGAGAAACAUCACAGAAACUUUAAUGAAACCCCUGGAGAAGUUUAGGAAAGACCAUCUCGGUACAGUAAGGGCGGAAAGAAAGAAGUACGAGAAAGAGACAGAGAAAUACUACAGCUCUCUGGAGAAGCUUCUGAACAUGUCAGCGAGGAAGAAAGAGCCACAGCUACAAGAGGCAGACUGCCAGGUGGAAGGCAUGAGGCAGCACUUUCAGGACGAGUCACUGGACUAUGUGUGCAAACUGCAGGAGAUUCAGGAGAGAAAGAAGUUUGAGUGUGUGGAGCCGAUGCUGGCCUUCUUUCAGACAGUCUUCACUUUUUAUCACCAGGGCUUUGAGCUUGCCAAGGACUUUGACCAUUAUAAAAGGGCACUGCAGAUCAAUAUUCAGAAUACAAGGAAUCGAUUUGAGGGUGCACGGUCAGAGGUGUUUGAGCUAAUGAAGAGGAUCAAGGACACACCCCAAGAAUACAGACAGACCAGCCCGAUCAGCUGUGAAGGCUACCUCUAUGUACAGGAAAAACGGCCACCUCCCUUUGGUUCAAGUUGGGUCAAACGCUACUGCACAUUUGUCAAAGAGCAGAAGAUCCUGCACAUGGUGACCUUCGACCACAGAUCUGGUGGGAAGAUUGGUGAAACAGAGUCCGUCACGCUCAAAUCCUGCCUCCGUAAAACAACGGACAUGUUGGACAGGAGGUUCUGCUUAGACCUCGACAUAACCGAUCGGCCUGGGACGGUGCUAACAGUACAAGCCCUGUCAGAGGAUGACCACAAGUUCUGGAUGCAGGCCAUGGGUGGGAAGGAACCUAUUGGACACUACCUUGGAAGAACUUAUUCUAAAGAAAGAGGAAUUGAUGCCCAGCUGGAUGACGUGGGUUUGGAUUUUGUGAAGAACUCCAUCAGCGCCAUAGAGACGAGAGGUAUUAAUGACCAGGGACUGUAUAGAGUUGUUGGUGUGAGCUCCAGGGUCCAGAAGCUCCUCUCAUUAAUGAUCGAUGAGAAGAGCAACGAGGUGGAUCUGUCCGCCAGCGAAGACUGGGACGUUAAGACAAUAACAAGUGCACUGAAGCUGUAUCUGAGGAGCCUUCCUGAGCCAUUGAUGACCUAUGGACUUUACAAAGAGUUCAUCAGCCCCGCGAAGGGUGGUAGUCCAGAGUCUCGCAUCCAAGCUGUCCACUGCCUGGUCCACAAACUACCAGAGAAGAAUCGACUAGUCCUCGGGCUGCUUAUGAAGCAUCUGGCCAAUGUGGCGGCUCACAGCAAACACAAUCUGAUGACCGUGGCGAACCUGGGCGUGGUGUUUGGCCCCACAUUAAUGAGGCCACAGGAGGACACGGUCGCUGCCAUCAUGGAUCUCAAGUUCCAGAACAUCGUGGUGGAAAUCCUCAUUGAACACAAUGAAAAGAUCUUUGCAGAUGCACCCGAGUCAUGCCCUCUUUCACCUGCUGCCCCAGUAUUCUCCGCUCCCACAAGGCUGUCCAAGAAACAGAAUCGACAGAAUCGGCCCCUGGCUGUCUACAAUCCACAAGCACUAGACAUUCAGAAUGCGUCAGUUGCAGUUGGAGACAGUUCCAACCUAGCUACAGAUGAGACUUCAAUGGGCAGCAAUGAGUCAGUGUCGUCCCAGUCAUCGUCAGCGUCGGCCUCAGAGACGCCUACAGAGCGGAGUGACCAUCCCCCACCCAAGUCCAGCUUUAGCUCAGGCAGCAACUCCAGAGCUUUAGCAGCUUCGUGGCCCACACCUGGAGCAUCUGGAGAGAAUCAGUCUUCAGCCACCACAACUGCUUCGGACAAAGACAAGCCAGAGGAGAAUGUCACCAGCAGGAAAGCCAAGGCUGUGUACCCAUGUGAGGCUGAGCACGACUCUGAGCUCUCCUUCCAGGUCGGCGCAAUAUUCAAUGCCGUGACCCAGUCGAGAGAGCCGGGCUGGCUGGAGGGGGAGCUGGAGGGAAAGAGGGGCCUCAUCCCGGAAAACUAUGUGGAGAUGCUGUAGCCCCCACAUGGAAAUAUUUAUGGACAAGUUAUCACCUUCACUGGGAAAAGUAUGCAGACGUAUGCAUGUGCCUCAACUCUGACAUUCACAGUAGAGCGUUGUUUAUCCAAAAACCCUCUGAAACCCUGAAUUCUCCCUGCAAGUGAUGUUUAUCAUUGGCAGACAACUCAUUACUCUGUGUUUCGCUGGCAAGUUGACUUUGUGAUGCAUGUGCGCAAGCGUGUUUCUCUGUUUGAAUUCCCUGCAGUUUAAUAUUCACAUGAAUUUCAGCUUCGUAGUUCUAAAAUGGGCUUGCACUUACGAUGUUCUGCUGUAUACAAAGAUGCUGUCGCUUCUACAAAUCCAGGUAACUUUGUAGCAGCACCGGAGACGCCUCUCUCUGUCGAAGGCCUCGCUCUCCCCUCUGCCCCAUUAUACAUGGUAUCCAUGAGCUCUCAAGUCAAAGAGUGAUUCUCAGACACUGUCAGCACUCAAGUCACUGUAGCUUUUCACCCUUUUUGACAAAUGAUGCACACACAUUAGUUGAGAGAUAAGCCAUACCUACGUGCCUUCACCACCGCAGCCCCGCCUGUAAAUGUACAGGUGUGUAUGAAACUGAAUGAGAGUGUUACUGCUUUCACUUAUAAAAAUGCUGCAUUUAUUUUAAGAUUAUUUAGAUAUUCAAGAAUGAGGCACAUUGCUACUGCAAUUUUAUUUUAUGUAAUUGGCACAAUGAUUGCAUGUUUUUUUGAAUUUUAAAUUCA
This is a messenger RNA of Paralichthys olivaceus (Japanese flounder), 3558 nucleotides long. It is a transcript of the gene arhgap10, whose product is annotated as Rho GTPase activating protein 10. The record is from RefSeq and is a predicted model, not a curated record. Gene Ontology annotation, molecular function: GTPase activator activity; protein binding. Gene Ontology annotation, cellular component: cytoplasm. NCBI's taxonomy places the organism in Eukaryota, Metazoa, Chordata, Actinopteri, Pleuronectiformes, Paralichthyidae. Gene Ontology annotation, biological process: signal transduction.